Molecule: messenger RNA, 2121 nt
Organism: Lachnellula hyalina
Lineage: Eukaryota; Fungi; Ascomycota; Leotiomycetes; Helotiales; Lachnaceae
Product: Calcium channel
Exons: 9
Coding region: 1-2121 (706 amino acids)
Biological process (GO): monoatomic ion transport; transmembrane transport
Cellular component (GO): membrane
Molecular function (GO): monoatomic ion channel activity
Source: RefSeq, a predicted model, not a curated record
AUGUCUACAUCCGGUUCGCCUGUGGGGGAGCAACGGCAACAGGCCUCCCCAAUCCCACUCCCACUCCCAAGGAUCAAGUCUGAUGACUCUUUCGUGGAAGUUGUAAAGUCUCUGUCGGUGUAUUUCGUUGAUGAAAUCACGAUGCCUUCUACAUUCGAGCAACUACGAACUACAAGUGCCGAAAACAAGUUACGAAUAUUGAUUGACCAUUUGGUUGACAGUGUUCACAAUCCAGUUUUGAUCAAUUCUCUAUUAAUAUUGAAAUGGCAUUUCUCUACCCUCGAAGGAGAUGAGGAUGAUCGCAAACUCAACGAUACUCGAGCUCACGCAUGCGAGAUAGUUGCCUGGAGAUUUCUCGCCAGAAUAUCCGAACGAGAUGCCGUGGACUUCUGCUUAUACGAACUGCCGGCAGUGUCAAAGCCAGCGGGCGAAUCGAGCGAGUCGGGCACCCCUUCUGCAUUGGAUCUCAAUGAACGAUCAACUCUAUUACCCCAGUUCCGUGCUCAGGAUGUACCGAUUCCUACGAGACCCGGUAGCAGACGAGCCGAACUCCUGCGAUCAAUUUCUCACAUCAAGAUCUCGGGCCUCACGGCCGAUGAGGAUGAGGAUGAGGAUGAGGAAGAUCCUACGACCUCCUUCACCGGUCUAAACGGACUCGAAAUUGCCGCAGUGGCAGACUGCAAAAGGUUUCUCAGCCAGGGGAUCGUCCAAAAGAUUAUCACCGGAAUCUGGAACGGAGAUAUAAUAUUCUGGGACGGCCUGAACGAGAAGACCUUGAAGAAGCCACAAUUCUACAGAAAAAGUCAAUCAGACCCAUUUACUCGAUUACGAGUACCACGAUACAUCAAGGCAUUCGAGAUUGCUUUCUUUGCAACCUUUUUGAUUAUCUACUACGCUGUUUUCAUCGAGCAAAAUCCAUACGAAAUCACGUUCCUUGAAGUGCUUCUAUAUUUCUGGUUUGCAGCCUUCGCCUAUGAUGAAUUGAGCGAAUUCAUCGAUGCCGGUUCAAUCUUUUAUGCUGUCGAUCUUUGGAACGGUUGUGAUAUCGUCAUAAUAUUGAUCGGAGUAGCAUUUCUUAUCUGCAGAGUCAUAGGUUUGGUCAAGGAUGACCACCAUAUUAUUGAUACUGCAUUCCAUAUUCUGUCCCUGGAGGCAUUGUUUAUGGUUCCUAGAACAUUUUCGAUUUUGAGCUUGCACCCGUAUUUCGGGACUCUAAUCCCUUGCUUGAAAGAAAUGGUAAAAGACUUCGUCAAAUUUAUGGUAGGAGUAGUGCUACUUCUGUACAUUGGCUUUCUCAGCACCUUCACGAUUCUCGCCCAGGAUUCCUUCACUCCAAUAGAAAUGAGUUGGAUAUUGAUCAAAGUCUUUCUUGGCUCGAAUUACCUUGGAUUCGACAUCACGGCCGACAUGGAUCCUGUGCUUGGCCCCCCUCUAAUGCUGAUCUUCGUCUGUAUGACCAGCAUCCUCCUGAUCACAAUCUUGAUCGGUAUUCUCAGCGAUACCUACUCGAAGGUGAUGGCACACGCUCGCGACGAAUACCUCUUCGUAUACUCCGUCUACGUCCUCGAAGCAUCCACCAGCAACCGCCUCACGCACUUCUACCCACCUCUGAACCUCAUCCCACUGAUCCUUAUCCGGCCCCUUCGCCUCUGUCUCCCAGCCUCUCAUCUACGCCGAACCCGCAUCAUGCUCCUCAAGAUAACUCACGCCCCUAUCGUUGCCUGCAUCUGGCUUUUCGAGCGCAUGCACGAGCGCGUCAACAAGUCCGGCGCUGACGCAUUUUCCUCCACAGACCCCCAACAUACCUCGUCCAAGACCAAAUCAAAGAAGCAAAAGCCAUUCUUGUCAAAAGCGCAACUUAGCGAUAACAGGAAUUCCCUGGCUGUCUUUGAUGGAGCUGCGAGUCCAGGGGAGGAGUAUGAGAGGGGUAAAAAGGAGGAGAGUUUAGCAAGGGAACGCGUGCUGGAGGAUAGAGUUGCGGAGCUGGAGGUUAGAAUUGCAGUUUUGAGUGCCAAGAAUAAGGAGUUGAGGACGUUGAGUGCCAAGAGUGCCCAGAUUGAAGAGUUGAAAGCGUUGAUUAUCGCGGGGCAGGGGACGGCUAAUAACACUACAGUGUUGUAA